AUGCCCUCCUCCUCACUAGCGGAUUACCUCGCGAAGAACUAUCUGACCGCCGACCCGGCCACAGAGCGACCCAAAAAGAAGCGCAAGAAGACUAAGGAAGUUGAUACCGCCGCCCAAGGCCUGAUCAUUGCCGAUGACGACCCACCCGAUCUCAAGAGCGCCGCGGCGAACUUUAUGAACGAUGACGAGGAUGGCCCGUCCGUCGUGGCAUCCGGCCGGAGUGCGGAGUUCCGUCGCACGAAAAAGUCGAAUUGGAAGACUCUAGGCGGGGCUGGGAACGAGCAGGACGCUGCGGAUGCGAUUAUCGCGUCGGCUGCGGCUGAGAAUGCGGCGCGGAGGAAUGAAGGGGAGGAUGACGAUGCGCCUGCUGUGGUUGAAGAGGAGGAUGAAGAUGACGGGGGGAUGAAGAUGGAGUCUGGUGCGAGGGCGGGUCUACAGACUGCGGCACAGACGGCUGCGAUGGUUGCUGCGCAGGAACGGCGGAAGAAGGUCGAGGCGGCCCUGUACAAGGAUGGUCCGUCAGGCGAACAAGCGCAGGAGACGAUUUAUCGUGAUGCGUCCGGACGAAUUAUUAAUGUGGCUAUGAAGCGGGCGGAGGCGCGUAAGGCGGAGCAGGAGAAGCUUGAGAAGGAGGAACGGGCGAAGGAGGCGCUGAUGGGCGAUGUCCAGCGGCAAGAACGAGAGAAACGUCGAGAGCAGCUUCAGGAAGCGCGGGCGAUGCCUGUGGCCCGCACGGUCGAUGACGAGGAUAUGAAUGACGAGUUACGGGCCCGACAGCGGUGGAAUGACCCGGCUGCACAAUUCUUGACCAACAAGGGCCCUGGGAAGAGUGCAACCGGGAAGCCUUUAUACAAGGGAGCUUUCCAGCCGAAUCGAUACGGAAUCAGACCGGGGCAUCGGUGGGAUGGAGUGGACCGCAGCAAUGAGUUCGAGAAAGAGUGGUUUGCAGCUAGGAAUCGGAAGGGAAGACUGGAGGCGCUGGAUUACCAAUGGCAGAUGGAUGAGUGA
Aspergillus bombycis is the source of this 1008-nucleotide messenger RNA. RefSeq names its product putative cell cycle control protein (Cwf26) (gene cwc26). The transcript has a single exon. Gene Ontology annotation, molecular function: RNA binding. The coding region runs from base 1 to 1008 and encodes 335 amino acids. NCBI's taxonomy places the organism in Eukaryota, Fungi, Ascomycota, Eurotiomycetes, Eurotiales, Aspergillaceae. Gene Ontology annotation, cellular component: RES complex; U2-type spliceosomal complex. The record is from RefSeq and is a predicted model, not a curated record. Gene Ontology annotation, biological process: mRNA splicing, via spliceosome.